Molecule: messenger RNA, 2820 nt
Organism: Exophiala bonariae
Lineage: Eukaryota; Fungi; Ascomycota; Eurotiomycetes; Chaetothyriales; Herpotrichiellaceae
Exons: 3
Coding region: 1-2820 (939 amino acids)
Biological process (GO): microtubule-based movement
Cellular component (GO): microtubule cytoskeleton
Molecular function (GO): microtubule motor activity; ATP binding; microtubule binding
Source: RefSeq, a predicted model, not a curated record
AUGGCUGAUACAGAGAAUUUCAUCUCGCAACUACCUCAGCCGGCUCGACAUGGCAUCCCAUCUCCACAGAAGCCUCUUGUCGAGAUGACUCCGGCGGCUGCCAAUUCUCGGAUUGCUAUGCCUGCGCCUACCAUGACCGGGCACAAGCGCCAGGGAUCCAACUUACCAGAACCAGCGCCGAAGAGGAAGACCUUAAUAGAACGUGCCGGUGAACCCGUUAAAUCUAUUCUCCCAACUCCGAAAUCCUAUACCACCGUCAACACUACGACGACAUCCGCUGCCCAUUCCCGAAACCCCUCGUCACAAUCAUACCGAACCAACAUAAAUUUCUCCAAAAGCACAUCCGCUGCUAUCACGCCCAAUCCUUUCUCAGCCAGCGUCAACAGUGGUAUGCGACCACCCACAUCAUCAAGCCUAUCACGACCGAAAUCGUCAUUUGCAAGAGACAGAGGGAAGCAGGUUGCCACGAGGCCUGCAACAUCCCUAGGAACCCGUGGAGGAUUAUUACAGGAAGGACCCAAACGUAUGAGACCCAUUGCCCCAGUUCGUGCUGUUUCCCUCGCCCCCAAGAGGACUGGAUCCGUGUAUAUUCCCAAAAAGGACAACCGAAUAUCCCAAACAAUGGCUGAGCAGUCCCCUUUGCUCAAUCAGCAGCAGCGGGAUAGUAGUACUUCCUCCAUCACCGCUCGGCUGGCUGAGAUAAAUUUGUCUUCGGACGCUUGUCAGCCCAAUCCAAUGCGACCCGGAAGUCCUAGCAAGAUUCCUCUACCUUCUCCUCGUGCCAGCACCCCUCUUGUUACCAACUUUAUACCCCCAAAAUUUCCUCCUAGAACUCCAUCUCCUCAAAAGAACAAAGCAAGAACCUUUCUGACCAAAAACUCCAAUUUAGAAUCGUGGGAUCCCGAGGAACAGUAUGGCAACAUGGAAAGAAUGUACGAGGAUGUCUGCAAACACUACAAGCAGGCAAUGGACGACAACCAAGAAGCUAAACAGGUAAACUCAACGUACAAGGACACCAUCAUUGGCCUCGAAGAACAACGCAAAGCCACCACUGAAUCUAUAAUCGAAUUAAGAUGCGAGCUUGAAACCACGAAAUUUCGGCUCGAAGCCACAGAAAGAUCUGCCCAGGAAGAUAAGCGUGACCUGGAAAUCGAAAUCGAGGAAAUCAAGAGUCGCCAUCGUGUCGAGAUAGAAAGCCAUCGACAGUCGCAUCGUGCGGAACUCGAACGCCUGAAAGCAGACCAUCGCGAGGAAUUGCGAGAUUUGAGGCGGCGUCUCGAGGAAGAUAUUGACAAAGAGCGCAGUCAGCGCAUGGAAGCUGUUGCAAAAGUAUCAACACAAGGUCUUGUUGAACAACAGCAGCAUCGGAUGGAUCUUGAGAUCAAAGCUCAAGAAAUCAAGGCAAUAAAGUCCGAGAUUGACAGGCUCCAGGCCGAUCUUGAUAGAGAGAAAUCUCUUAACGACGACCUCCGCUCGAAUCUAUCAAAUGCAGGCUCAAAUGCAGCCAACAUGGAAAAUGCUCGACAGGCACUUCAAGCAAAAGUGGACUAUCUGGAGUCUGACAGCAAGUCCCAAUCAGAAGCAUAUGCGACAAUGGAAAGGAGGAUGAAUGAAGCAAUCGAGAAGGCACAAGAAUGCGAAGACAAACUUAGGAAGGAAGAGAUGCUUCGACGGAAAUUGCACAACCAAGUCCAAGAGCUCAAAGGCAACAUCAGAGUUUUCUGCCGAGUCCGACCCGUUAACAGCGUGGAAUCGGAAGAGGCAGCGAGGAUUACCGUUCCGGAAUCUGAAGACGAACCGACUGACAUUGAGGUCAAGGGUCCAGAAGAAACCAACAGUCUUGGAAAAGUCACGACCAAGAUCCAUCAAUUUUCCUUCGAUCGCGUGUUUGACACGUCUUCAAACAAUGCUGAGAUAUUUGAAGAGAUCAGUCAGCUAAUUCAAUCCGCUUUGGACGGUUACAACGUUUGCAUUUUCGCAUACGGCCAGACCGGUUCUGGAAAGACUUUCACGAUGUCAUCAGAUGAUGGAAUGAUUCCACAAGCACUGCGACAGAUUUAUACUACUAGCAAGGAGUUGGAAAGCCGAGGGUGGAGAUACACCAUGGAGGGUAGCUUUGUCGAAGUCUACAAUGAAGAGCUACGCGACCUUCUCGGGAAGGAUGGAGACAAUGACAAGGGCAACAAGAAGCACGAGAUUCGACACGACAUGGCUACUUGUGAAACUACAAUUACCGAUGUCACUACGCUCACUCUGGACAGCCAGGAUCAAGUUGAGGGAAUUUUGGCUCAGGCAAUGUCGAGAAGAUCGGUUGCUGCAACAAAGGCAAACGAACGCAGUAGUCGAAGUCACUCGGUCUUCAUCCUCAAACUUGCAGGAUAUAACUCUAUCACAGGUCAAAAGAGUAAGGGUACCUUGAACCUGGUAGAUCUGGCAGGCUCAGAACGUCUAUCCCACUCCAAAGUUGAGGGUGCGCGGCUGAAAGAAACACAAAACAUCAACAAAUCACUCUCUUGUCUCGGCGAUGUCAUUGGAGCCCUCGGACAGCAACAAGCUGCUGGAGGAUUCAAUCCACGAGAGAGUGUCAACGGUGCCGCAUUUACAGGAUCCUCUUCCGCAGGAUCUCAUAUACCCUAUCGCAACAGCAAACUGACAUAUCUUCUCCAAUUCAGUCUAGGAGGCAACAGCAAAACUCUCAUGUUUGUCAUGGUUGCCCCGGAGAAGAAGUGUCUCAGUGAGACGAUCACAAGUCUGAAGUUCGCCGACAAAGUGUCGAGGACAAAAAUUGGUGUUGCAAAGAAGACCGGAGGUGGGAGAUGA